GCUGGGGAUCUUUGACAAUGUCAUUAGCAGAUGCGGCAGCUAAAAUGACACUGAAAGAGAACGGUCGAGUAGUCUAUGUUUGUGAGGUGCAAGGGCACGACGUGGAGGGUAAUGGUACGGAAAAAAUGCCAUUUCGCUCCGCGUUGCGGGCCUUCGAGAGCGUGAGCGGGAACGGGGAGAUCAUACUUCGCAAAUCGCUAGAGGAGGGGUAUCAGCCUUUGGGCAAGACAGCUUUGAAGAAGACGCAGAAGCUAUACGAGACCAAUCAGAAGAAGGCACAAAAAGCGGCGGAACGUGCCGCUCAGGAUGCAGCCAACGCUGAGAAGAACGCAGCCGCUGAAGCGGCGCGUUUGGAAGCAGCACAGAAAGUAGUAUUAGAAGAGGAUAAGUCCUUGCCAGAAGCACAAAAGAUCAAAAUACGAGACGCGACGGAGCACCGUGGGAAACGUAUCAAGGUCUCCGGUUGGGUCCACCGACACCGUGUUCAAGGGAAAGAUAUAGCCUUUAUUGUUCUUCGCGAUGGGACUGGAUUUUUGCAGUGUGUCCUAACAGGCAAACAGUGUCACACAUACGAUGCAAUCACUCUGACCAUCGAAUCUACGGUGGCGAUUUAUGGUGUUCUCCAAGUUGUCCCUGAAGGCAAAACCGCGCCUGGUGGGCAUGAACUUCAAGCAGACUAUUGGGAAGUUCUGGGCAAGGCGCCCGGUGGCGAUGAAGCAUUUGGUAACAGACUCAACACGGAAUCGAGUCCCGAUAUUCUAUUGGAUCAACGACACCUGGUCAUUCGUGGAGAAACUGCGUCGAGCGUUUUGAAAAUGCGCUCUCUCGUUCUCAAGGCAUUCCGUGACUACUUUGACUCCCGGAACGUUGUUGAGGUAACACCACCCCUCAUGGUGCAAACGCAGGUUGAAGGUGGCAGCACACUUUUUGACUUCCAGUACUAUGGAGAAACGGCAUAUCUCACGCAAUCAUCUCAGCUGUACUUGGAAACAUGCCUGGCAUCUUUAGGUGACGUUUACUGUAUGGCAGAAUCCUUCCGCGCCGAAAAAUCGCACACUCGCCGUCACUUGUCAGAAUACACACAUUGCGAAGCUGAACUGUCUUUCAUCAACUUCGAGGAUCUACUGAACUUCAUUGAAGAUAUGAUUGUCUCUGUUAUGGAGCGUGUGACAAAUGAUCCACUGGGUAGCCAAAUCCUGAAGGAGCUUAACCCAGAUUUCAAAGCACCGAAGAAACCUUUCCGACGGAUGAACUACGCAGAUGCCAUCAAAUGGCUGAACGAGCAUGGCAUCAAGAAGGACGUACUUGAUGAGCAAGGCAAUAAAAUUGGCGAGGCCGACUACGAAUUUGGAGAGGACAUUCCGGAGGCCCCUGAACGUCGUAUGACUGACACAAUUGGGGAACCUAUCCUUCUCUGCAGAUUCCCGACUGAGAUCAAAAGUUUCUAUAUGAAACGGUGCCCGGAGAAUCGCCAAUUGACAGAAAGUGUUGAUGUUCUGAUGCCUAACGUCGGAGAAAUUGUAGGCGGGAGUAUGAGGAUUACGAACUUUGAAGAACUCGCUGAAGGGUACAAGCGGGAAGGCAUUGACCCCACCCCGUACUACUGGUAUACCGAUCAGCGCAAAUAUGGUACCUGCGAGCAUGGCGGAUUUGGCUUGGGUAUAGAGCGGUUCCUUGCAUGGCUGCUUAACCGAUACACCGUCCGUGAGGUGUGCUUGUACCCCCGUUUCAUGGGCCGUUGUCAGCCAUAGAUUAUCAAAGAAUGACUCCUAUAUAUUCAAAGAGCGUAAACAAAAGAUCGUAUCCUGCGCAUAUCGAUAGAUUGGCAGUGUAUGUGAUCCAAUCAAGAGCAAAGAUAGAGUAGCCCGUUACGGUGUGAUGCAUAUGGUCAUAUGAGUUCUAGUAGUGACUACUGAGAUAAAUGGCAGGUUCUCGAAUGACACUGAAUAGUCGAAUGCAAACAGAAGCGAAGCCAGCUAUACUACGUCAACA
Spizellomyces punctatus DAOM BR117 is the source of this 1992-nucleotide messenger RNA. RefSeq names its product asparagine-tRNA ligase. NCBI's taxonomy places the organism in Eukaryota, Fungi, Chytridiomycota, Chytridiomycetes, Spizellomycetales, Spizellomycetaceae. Gene Ontology annotation, cellular component: cytoplasm. The record is from RefSeq and is a predicted model, not a curated record. Gene Ontology annotation, molecular function: nucleic acid binding; ATP binding; asparagine-tRNA ligase activity. The coding region runs from base 18 to 1751 and encodes 577 amino acids. Gene Ontology annotation, biological process: asparaginyl-tRNA aminoacylation. The transcript is spliced from 9 exons.